UUCGCGCAGUACAGAAAAGGCCUUGGGAAAUUCCAGUGCAAGUAAGAGUUAUUCUCCAUUCAGCUAAUUCAACUCCGACUUCGGGACAAUGUCCGUGAGGUGCGGCCAAUGUGCCCUGCUAUCCCGUGGCAGUCCUAAUUUUUUUCCCUCUCUUUCAUCCCCGCGAUCUGUACACGGGCCCCGGGGAGCUUCCAGCUGACGAGGGAAUGGGAGCCGAUGGAUCUCUCAGACAGAGCUGAGCUCCGGAACUCGGAGAAAGGGAACAAAAUCUUUUACAUCACCAGUUGAGAAAAUCACCUUUGUUCUACCUCCAAUCAUUAAUAAGAGAAAAUCUGCAGAUGCUGGAAAUCCAAACAACAGACACAAAAUUCCGGCGGAAUGCAUCAUUAGUACACAUUUCUACAGUUGCUGCCUGGCCUACUGAGUUCCUCCAGCAUUUUGUGUUAAAAAUGACAAGGGGUUUGUCCAUGGGAAUUCCAACAAAACACACAAGUUUUGCUGUCUCUGUCCAGAUAUUUAUGAAGUGGAGCAAGGGAUUCGCUCGAUCAUCCUUCCUGCUCAGACUGUGGGGUGCGAUUCACUCGAUCAUCUGACUAACUGGCACGUCUUUCAUUUUACACGAGGGAUCCCAUUCAUCUGCUCAGAAAGUGGGAAUUAAUUCAGUCUGUCAUUUCAACUGACGGUACAUCAGCAAGUUCACACUGGGCAAGGCCAUUCACCUGUUCUGUGUAUGAGAAGGGAUGCAGUCAGUCAUCCCACCUGUGGACACAUCAGUCAGUUCACUCUGGGCUGAGUCUGGUCAUUUGCUGAAUUUGUGGGGAAGGAUUCAGUUGGUCAUCUGACCUAAUGUCUCACCAGCGAGUUCACAACAGGGAGCGGUCGUUCACCUGCUCAGACUGUGGGAAAGGAUUCAGUUACUCAUCUAAGCUGAAGGUACAUCAGCGAGAUCACACUAGCGAGAGGCCGUACACCUGCUCGGACUGUGGGAAUGGAUUCACUCAGUCAUCUACCCUACAGAGUCACCAACAAGUUCACACUGGGGAGAAGCCAUUCACCUGCUCAGACUGUGGGAAGGGAUUCACUCAGUCAUCCACUCUACAGAGUCAUCAACGAGUUCACACUUGGGAGAAACUAUUCAUCUGCCCAGACUGUGGGAAGGAAUUCACUUUAUUAUCUCACCUACAGAGACACCAAUCAGUACACACUGGAAAGAGGCCAUUCUCUUGCUCAGUCUGUGGGAAAACAUUCACUCAGUCAUCCUACCUACAGAGUCACCAAUGAGUUCACACUGGUGAGAAGCUGUUCACCUGCUCAGACUGUGGGAAAGGAUUCACUUGGUCAUCUGAUCUACUGAGACACCAGCGAUUUCACACUGGGGAGAAACCAUUCACCUGCCCAGUCUGUGGGAAACAAUUCACUUUAUUGUCUCACCUACAGAGACACCAGUCAGUACACACUGGAAAGAGGCCGUUCACAUGCUCAGUCUGUGGGAAGGCAUUUACUCAGUCAUCCCACCUACAGAGUCACCAGCGAUUUCACACCGGGGAGAGGCCGUUCUCCUGCUCAGACUGUGGGAAAGGAUUCAGUCAGUUAUCCGAACUACAGAGUCACCAACGAGUUCACACUAGGGAGAAGCCAUUCACCUGCUCAGACUGUGGAAAGGGAUUCACUAGAUCAUCCACCCUAUUGGCACAGUCAGUUCACACUGGGGAGUGGCCAUUCACCUGCUGUGAAUGUGGGAAGGGAUUCACUCGGUCAUCUCAUCUACUGAAACACCAGAGAGUUCACUCUGGGUAGCGGCCAAUCACCCACUAAAAGAUUGGAAAGAGAUUCCCUCAGCCAGUGUGAAUUCACACUGGGGAGAGGCUGUUCACCUGCUGUGAAUGUGGGAAGGGAUUCAUUCAGUAAUCUAACCUUGUGACACACUGCUGGGUUGACACUGGGAAGAAAGUUUCAGUAAGCUUCAUGCUAGAGAUUUGUCCAUCACCGUUGCUGAGUGCAAUCUCAAGAGUGACUGUCGGUGCUGAACUCUGCAAUUAUUGCUGCUGCUCACCACAGCCAGUUCUGCACACUGGUCACUGGGCACGGGAGGAGUUUCAUAUAACCAUAUAACAAUUACAGCACAGAAACAGGCCAUCUCAGCCCUUCUAAUUCGUGCUGAACACUUACACUCACCUCGUUCCACUGGCACACACUCAGCCCAUAACCCUCCAUUCCUGUCCUGUCCAUAUACCUAUCCAAUUUUACUUUAAAUGACAAUACCUAACUAGUUUCUACCACUUCUACAGGAAGCUCGUUCCACACAGCUACUACUCUCUGAGUAAAGAAAUUCCCCCUCGUGUUACCCUUAAAUUUUUGCCCGCUAACUCAACUCGUGUCCUCUUGUUUGAAUCUCCCCUGCUCUCAAUGGCAAUAGCUUAUCCACGUCAACUCUAUCUAUCCCCUUCAUAAUUUUAAAUAUCUCUAUCAAGUCCCUCCUCAACCUUCUCUGCACAAAGAAUAAAGACCUAACUUGUUCAACCUUUCCCUGUAACUUAGAUGCUGAAACCCAGGUAACGUUAUAGUAAAUCUUCUCUCUACUCUCAUUAUUUUGUUGACAUCUUUCCCAUAAUUCUGUGACCAGGGCUGUACACAAUACUCCAAAUUUGGCCUAACCAAUUCCCUGUACAAUUUUAACUUUACAUCCCAACUCCUAUACCAAUGCUCUGAUUUAUAAAUCCCAGCAUACCAAAAGCUUUCUUCACCACCCUAUCCAUAAGAAAUUCCACAAUCAGGGAACUAUGCACCAUUAUUCCCAGAUCACGCUAUUCUACUGCAUUCUUCAAUGCCCUACCAUUUACCUUGUAUGCCCUAUUUGGAUUAUUCAUACGAAAAUGUAGCACUUCACACUUCUCAGCAUUAAACACCAUCUGCCAUCGUUCAGCCCACUCUUCUAACUGAACUACAUCUCUCUGCAAGCUUUGAAAACCUACUUUAUUAUCCAGAACAUCACCUACCUUAGUAUCAUCUGCAUACAUACUAAUCCAAUUUACCACCCCAUCAUCCAGAUCAUUAAUGUAUAUGACAAACAACAUUGGACCCAGUACAAAUCCCUGAGGCACAGCACUAGUCACCGGCCUCCAACCUCACACUACUCACUGGCAUCUCCCAUCCAGCCACUGUUGAAUUCAUUUUACUACUUCAAUUAAUACCUAACAAUUGAACCUUCCUAAAUAACCUUCCGUGUGGAACCUCUUACUGAAGUCCACAUAGACAACAUCAACUGCUUUACCCUCGUCAACUUUCCUCGUAACCUCUUCAAAAAAUUCAAUAAGAUUUGUCAAACGUAACCUUCCAUGCACAAAUCCAUGUUGACUGUUCCUAAUUAGACCCUGUCUAUCUAGAUAAUUAUAUAUAUACCAUACCUAAGAAUACUUCCAUUAAUUUACCCACCACUGACGUCAAACUGACAGGCCUAUAAUUGCUAGGUUUACUCUUAGAACCCUUUGUAAACAAUGAAACAACAUGAGCAAUAUGCCAAUCCUCCGGCACGAUCCCCAUUUCUAAUGACAUUUGAAAUACUUUUGUCAGAGCCCCUGCUAUUUCUACACUACCUUCCCUCAGGUUCCUAGGGAAUAUCCUGUCAGGACCCAGAAAUGUAUACACUUAUAGAUUCAUUAAAAGCACCAGUGGUUCAUCCUCUAAUCGUCAUAGUUUCCAUAAAUUCCCUACUUGUUCCCCUUACCUUACACAAUUCAAUAUCCUUCUCCUUAGUGAAUAGCGAAGAAAAGAAAUUGUUCAAAAUCUUCCCCAUCUCUUUUGGCUCCACUCUGAUUCUCUAAGGGACCAAUUUUAUCCCUUACUAUCGUUUUGCUAUUAAUUUAACUGUAGAAACCCUUUGGAUUUAUUUUCACCUUACUUACCAAAGCAACCUUGUAUCUUCUUUUAGCUUUUCUAAUUUCUUUCUUAAGAUUUUUCUUACAUUCUUUAUAUUCCUCGAGCACCUUAUUUACUCCAUGCUGCCUAUAUUUAUUGUAGAUAUCUCUCUUUUUCCUAACCAAGUUUCCAAUAUCCUUCAAAAACUAUGGCUCUCUCAAACUUUUAACCUUUCCUUUCAACGUAACAGGAACAUAAAAAUUCUGUACCCUCAAAAUUUCACCUUUAAAUGACCUCCAUUUCUCUAUUACAUUCUUCCCAUAAAACAAAUUGUCCCAAUCUAUUCUUUCUAAAUCCUUUAACAUCUCCUGAAAGUAGGGCCUUUCUCCAAUCAAAAAUCUCAACCCUGGGUCUAGUCCUAUCCUUCUCCAUAAUUAUAUUCAAACUAAUGGCAGUAUGGUCACUGGACCUGAAGUACUCCCCAACAUAUACCUCCGUCACCAGGCCUAUUUCAUUCCCUAAAAGAAGAUCCAACACUUCCCCCUCUCUAGUCGGUACCUCUAUGUAUUGCUGCAAACAACUAUCCUGCACACAUUUUACAAACUCCAAACCAUCCAUCCCUUUUACCAUAUGGUCUUCCCAGUCUAUGUGGAGAAGUAAAAUCUCCCACAAUCACAACCCUGUGCUUACUACAAAUAUCUGCUAUCUCCUUGCAAAUUUGUUCCUCCAAUUCUGACUAACUAUUAGGUGGUCUAUAAUGCACCCUUAUAAAUGUUACUACACCUUUCCAUUUCCUCAAUUCCACACAAAUAGGCUCCCUAGAUGAGCCCUCUAAUCUAUCCUGCCAGAGCACCACUGUAUUAUUUUCUCUGACAAGCAACGCAACACCUCCCCCUCUUGUCCUUUUGAUUCAAUCACAUCUGAAGCAACGAAAUCCAGGAAUAUUUACUUUUCAAUCACGCCCCUCCUGCAACCAUGUUUCACUGAUAGCAACAACAUCAUAUUUCCAGGUAUCAAUCCAUGCUCUUAGCUCAUCCACCUUUCUUACCAUGCCCCUAGCAUUAAAAUAAAUGCAUUAAAGAAAUUCUCCACCUCUUCUUCUCUGUUUAUCUCUAACAGUACAAAGAACAUUACUGUCUUAUUUUUCUUCCUUCUCCCAUGCAUCUGUUCCUACUCUCUGGUUCCCCUCCUCCUCCCCCCCCCCCCCCACCUCCGUACCUAGCUUAAAUCCACUGGAGCCUCUCUAGCAAACCUGCCUGCAAGAAUAUUUGUCCCCCUCCAGUUCAGAUGUGAAACGUCCCGCUGGAACAGGUCCCACCUUCCCUGGAAAACUGCCCAAUUAUCUACAAAUCUGCCCUUCCUCCUGCACCAUGUCUUCGGCCACGUGUUGAUCUGCAGUAUCUUACUAUUUCUAAACCCACCUGCACGUGGCACUGGUAGCAAACCUCGCCAAAGCCGGCCUACUCUGCCUCAGUCCACUCCGACGCCGGCCACUGUAUAUGGCGGUCUUUCUUUUUAAAACUUUGGCGCACUGCGUCACGCGCCUGUGCAGUCUAACAUCUUUGCCCAAAUCAUUUAAAAUAAACAGCUUCUCUCCGAGCUUCUUUUACCUCUUCCCUCUCCGCCUCUUGCCGUGAUUUAAAUAACCAUUGAAAACUUCCUCUCCUUUUUAUACCUUUGGCACGGUACGUUUCUUCUCCAGACUGAAGAAGUCAAUCUGACUGAAAUUCUGUCUGAGAUGUCCUUCGCCCUUCUAAUCUCUGGGCUGAGGAAGAAUGACAUUGGUAGUUAACCUCCUUAACCUCGACUCAUUUUCAUAUUAUGGGUCAUUUUCUCUCCUGAGAAAGAACUCCUGUCCUCUGAAGACUGAAAGCAGAAUGGGAAACCAUCAGUUGGAUGUUCCAACGAAGCAGGGACAGAAACCAGAUGCAGGUCUGCACAGGGCAGAGUUUGGGGCUCUGAACGAUGGUCGGGGUAAGAUCGUAUGAUGAGGAGAAGGGAAUGAGCAGCGGGGUGUGGCAACGAAUGACAGAGUAUCAACAUUUAGAAGCUGAUUGACAGAGAAAAUCUUUCGGUUGUCUGACUGAUAACAUAAACAAUACCUGUGGUGAGGUGCUCCACUGGUUGAGGAAGAUGUGCAUGUUGGGAAUGGUUUUAUCUAUUCAGGGAGUUGUUCCUGCUUGUUAUCCUGUAAUAUUAAUAAUGGCCUCCAAGGUUCCCCAGCAUUUUGUGUAUGUGUUGCUUGGAUUUGUAGAAUCCACAGAUCUUCUCCUGUUUUUGAUAAGAGCAAAAGUUGGGUUAUAUAAUAUAGCAAGAAAAUAGUAAGAAGUUAGAGGAUUGGAAAGCUUUGACAUAACCAACAGAAGACAAAUAAAAAACACAGGAUAGACAAGACGAAAAAUUAAGGUAAGUGAGCCAAUAAUAUAAAGUAUCAAAAGUUUUUCGGAUAUAUAAAGAGUAAAAUUGAGGCAAGAGAUGAUAUUGCACCACUGGAAGAUGAUGCUGGUGAGUUAAUAAUAGAGGAAAGAAACAGCAGCCGAAUGUAAUAAGUAUUGUGUGUCAAUCUUCACUGCGUAAGACGCUAGCAGUAUAAGACCAUAAGACAUAGGAGCAGAAUUAGGCCAUUCAGCCCAUCAAGUCUGCUGCGCUGUUCUAUCAUGGCUGAUCCCAGUUCUCACUCAACCCCACGCACCUGCCUCCUCGACAUAUCCUGUAAUGCCCUGAGUGAUCAACAAACUAUUAGCUUCUGCCUUAAAUGUACCCACAGACUUGGACCCCACCGCCGUCUGUGUCAGAGAAUUCCGCAGAUUCACCGCUCUCUGACUAAUUAAAAUCCUCCUUAACUGCUCUAAAAGGUCGCUCCUCAGUUUUGAGGCUGUGCCCUCUGUUAUGGCUACCCCCAUUAUACAAACUGUCCUCUCCUGAUCCACCCUAUCUAGAGCUUUCCACAUUCGGUAGGUUUCAGUGAGAUAUACCCCCCACCACCUGCAUUUAUUAAACAUAGGUAAGUGCAGGAGUAGAGGCCCAAGGCUGGCAAACGCUCCUCAUACCUUAACCCUUCAUUCCAGGAAACAUCAUCUUGAACAUCCUCUGGACUCUCUCCAACGACAACACACCUUUUCUGAGAUAUGGGUCCCACAUCCUCUGUGCAGCAUAAGUAGUGUAUUCUAAAAUAUCCACAUUAUCUCCUUGCUUACAUAUUCUGAUUCACUUUAAAUAAAUGCCAGUAUUGCAUUUGCCUUCUUUACCAUAGGCUCAACCUGUAAAUUAACCUUCUGGGAGUCUCGCCCGAGGACUCAUAUUACCCGCUGUACUUCUAAUGUUUGAAACUUCUCCCCAAUCAGAUAAUAGUUCACUAUUGUUUCUUUUGCCAAAAUGCAUUAUCAUACAUUUCCUAAUAUUUAAUGCUAUCUGCCACUUUUUUGCCCGGUCUUCCAAUUUGUCUGUGACUUGCUGCAAUCGUAUUGCUUCCUGAGCCGGACCAACACCUCCACCUAUCUUUGUAUCACCCGUAAACCUUGCCACAAAGCCAUCAGUUCCAUUAUGCAACUCAUUGACAAACAUUGUGAAAAGUAGCGGACCGAAUACUGACCCUUGUAGACCACAAGUCACUGCUAGCCAAACAGAAAAGGUUCCUUUUAUUCCCACUCGCUGCCUCUUGGCUGUCAGCCAUUCCACUAUCCAUGCCAGUAUUUCUUCUGAUUUUUAUCCUGUUCAGCAGUCUCAUGUUUGACACCUUAUCAGAAGCAUUUUGAAAGAUUAAUUAAAUUAUAUCCACUGCCUCUCGUUUGUCCAUCCUGCUUAUGACUUCCUCGAAGAACUCUAACAGACUUGUCAGGCAAAAUUUCCCUGUAAAGAAACUAUGAUGGCUUUGACUUAUUUUAUCAUUAGUCUCCUAGUACCUCAAAACCUCAUCUGUUAUGUUAGACUCAAACGCUUUCACAGACACUGAGGUUAGGCUAACUAUAUAUAUAUUUUUUAAUUGCCUGGUGUUGAAUUUUAAAAGAUACCCAAUUAUCUAACUUCCUACUCACUUUUGCUACCUUAUAUGCACUUCCCUUGGCUUUUAUGCAGUCCUUAACUUCCUUUGUCAGCCACGAUAGCCUAGACCCGCCAUUCACUUUGGAAAGACGAGUUUGAAGGCAAAGUACAUGGUUAACAGCAUGAUUGGUCAUGGUCCGGAUUGGUUUCCCUUUAGUUUACCUAGUUUGUGUUACGAUCCGGACCGUUGACUCCUUGUUUACCUUUAAUUCCCUUUUUUCCCGUGUCCCUUGGGCUUGGUAAUUAAAGGCAUGUUACUCUCGACCGAACUGGCAGUUUAUAAGUCUCUGGGUUCAGCCAUUCGGCAUGAGAACAUUAACGAAGUCACCGAGGUCAGUGACAGCAAAAGUCAUCUAGCAGGAUCCCUGCAUCGCCCUGCCUCUGCCUGGAGCUUUGUCUUGCCUUGCUUCGCCUUGCCUGUGUCUCAGUCUCGCCCUGUUUGCAACUGUCUGUCGGUGUCCGCAUCUUCGAUAGGCAUGUCCGGCCAUUUUGCCGCUACUUAGCGUUCGGAACUGUCUCAUCGUGUCUGCGUUCUGUGUGACGACUCCCGGCCCUACGACCUGUACCCAAGGAGGGGUCCCGGCUCGGUGUUCCAUGUUCCUAUCCUCCCUCGACCCAGGCUCAAUGUUCUGCGUUCCUGUCUCUCCCUCGACCAAGGCUCUGGUGUUCCAAGUAUCAGGUCCUGG
This is a messenger RNA of Hypanus sabinus (Atlantic stingray), 8582 nucleotides long. RefSeq names its product zinc finger protein 664-like. The record is from RefSeq and is a predicted model, not a curated record. The transcript has 2 exons. NCBI's taxonomy places the organism in Eukaryota, Metazoa, Chordata, Chondrichthyes, Myliobatiformes, Dasyatidae. The coding region runs from base 847 to 1281 and encodes 144 amino acids.